This is a messenger RNA of Trichobilharzia regenti, 1132 nucleotides long. Lineage: Eukaryota; Metazoa; Platyhelminthes; Trematoda; Strigeidida; Schistosomatidae. The record is from the annotation of a GenBank genome assembly.
AUGGAAUAUACGCUUUUAAGUCAGGCGUUACCUAGCGAUUUCCCUAUAUGUAUUUCUUGGUUUUACGUAUUAUUCCGCGUUGUUGAACGAACGUAUGGACAGCGAAAUAUUUUAGAAGUCUAUCAGAUUACAUGCCAAUUUCGCCGUAAACGAAUUGCGGGAUGUGAUGAGUUAGCUGGGAAUCAAAUUACAAAUUUGUCGCGUCAAUUUCAACAAGUUCGUCAGUCUCUUGAGUUAUUUGCCAGUAAACACAGGAGCAAAAUUAAAGAUGAUCCUCGAUUACGUUCACAAUUCCAAGCAAUGUGCAGUAGUAUUGGUGUUGACCCUCUAGCAUACAGUCAUGGAUGUUGGUCGGAGACGCUUGGAUUGGGAGAAUUUUACUAUCACUUGGGAGUUAAAAUUAUUGAGGCUUGCAUGGCACAUCAAAAGCAUACUGGUGGCAUCAUCCCACUACGCGAUUUGGUGUCUUUAUUGAACAAAAAUAGAUCAAAAUACGAAUCAGAAAUCAGCGACGACGAUGUAAAGAGGUCGAUAAAAAAGCUUCGCUGUCUAGGGACAGGAUUCAGCCUAAUCAGUUUGCCUGGUGGUCAGUCACUAGUCCAGUCAGUUCCAGGUGAGAUGAGUAUGGAUCAAACUUUGGUGUUGGGUCUUGCAGAAAGUUCUGACAGUCAUGUAACAGCGUCGGCUGUGAUGAAUAAAUUCUUCUUCCAGAAACUUCACCAUUUCAAUGUCAGUUCUUUUUACUUCAAAAGCUAAGUCGAAAUUCAUUUCACAUAUGCACUGUUGUAACCAGAACUCACAUCAAUGAUACUAGACCCAUGUAAUGGAGAAUACGUGCUUCUUCACAUGCCACCACACUUAAUAUUCAAUAUAUGGUGGUCACAAACUAGACAACGACCUAUUAUGGAUCUUUCCUUUUAUGGAUUCACUUCACUGUAUUUUACAGUUGUAAUAUGUGGAUUAUGAACUAGUUAUCUGACGCUGAAUAGAUCCUAUUAGAUAAAUCGUAGACUCUUUAAACUGUACUUUGAGUGAUUAGUGAGUUUAACGUUUACGCUGCAUGAUCUAGUUUCAUGAUCAUCUAUUUGUUUCUUAAAAUAUGUUCAUCUAUUAUUCAUCGUUAUUGUAGAUA